AUGGAGAUUAAAGAAGAUACGAAUGAGAAUAAUGAAAAUGAUGACACUGUCAUUGAUAUUGAAGAUCAAAAUGUCUGCGGUGAUAGUGCUGAGAGUGAUGAUGAUGGUUCAAACUGUACUGAUUGUAAUGUUACAGAAUCUGAAGAAUCGCUUGAAGACUUGUCAAUUGUAGAGUUCAAUAGCAAUGAAAUAAAAGAAAGAUUUAUUAAUUUUACUACAUCCUUUCCUAAAAUGUCAACUGCUUCAAGGUUGAUUUGUAACAACAUAAAAAACACAAAUCUUUUUCCUGAAGAUUUGCUCUCAAAUG
Molecule: messenger RNA, 307 nt
Organism: Ambispora gerdemannii
Lineage: Eukaryota; Fungi; Glomeromycota; Glomeromycetes; Archaeosporales; Ambisporaceae
Source: the annotation of a GenBank genome assembly